Cuscuta epithymum is the source of this 1896-nucleotide messenger RNA. The record is from the annotation of a GenBank genome assembly. NCBI's taxonomy places the organism in Eukaryota, Viridiplantae, Streptophyta, Magnoliopsida, Solanales, Convolvulaceae.
AUGACUACGAUGUAAGAACACAUCUUAGCUUGGCUUGAUUCAAUCUUUACAAUUAUCCCGAAGCCCAAAGCUUGCCCAGAUCAUCAACCAUGUUUGAAGAUGAAAUUGUCGCAGGUUACAGCAACCAAAACCAUGGUUUUCUCAUCUCCUGCGCCCUAAUCUUUCUAGGGACGCUGCUGUGGAUCUCAAUCGUCCUCAAGAAGAGCAGAAAUGGAAAGCAUCAGCCGCCACUGCCACCAGGUCCAAGACCCCUGCCCUUACUCGGGAAUCUGCUCUCACUCCAACCCGAGCUCCACUCAUACAUGGCCUCCAUGUCCCAGGUCCACGGUCCCAUAUACACCCUCUGGCUAGGCAGGAAGCCCGGAAUCGUCAUCACCUCGCCCUCCAUAGCUCGGGAGGUCUUGAAGGAUCAAGACUCCGCCUUUGCGAAUCGCGACGUCCCUGCUGCUGGACGGGAAGCCACCUUCGGCGGCAAGGACAUCGUGUGGAGCCCACAUGGGCCGGAGUGGAGGAUGUUGAGGAAGAUAUGCGUGCGGGAAAUGCUCAGCAGCUCGGCACUGGACUCUGUUUAUGAUCUCAGGCGCCGGGAAGUUCGGAACACGGUGAAAUACUUAUAUGAACAUGCCGGGAGGCGGGUGAAUGUGGGUGAGCAAAUGUUCUUGACAGUGCUCAAUGUUAUCACAGGCAUGAUGUGGGGCGGCACGAUGAAGGGGGCAGAAAGGGAAAGUCUUGGGUCUGAGUUUAGGCAGAUUGUGAGUGGUAUUAUAGACCUGCUUGGGUUGCCUAAUGUUUCUGACUUUUAUCCCGGGUUGGCUAGAUAUGACUUACAAGGGAUUCGGAGGAAGAUGAAGAAGUUGGUUACUAAGUUGGACAAGGUUUUCGAGAGGGUAAUCGAUCAAAGAUUGAGAAUGGGUAGUGAUGAGAUGGGAAGUAGGGACUUUUUGCAGGUUUUGCUAAAGCUCAAAGAUGGAGAAGGUGAUGAGAGAAUACCUUUCACUAUCACUCAUCUCAAAGCCUUACUCAUGGAUAUGGUUACUGGUGGAACUGACACAACCGCAAACACGGCAGAGUUUGCCAUGGCUGAGAUCAUGAAGGAACCAGAUGUCCUAAGGAAGUUACAUGAAGAGCUAGACACUAUAGUGGGAAAGGACAACAUAAUUGAGGAGUCUCACAUUCACCAACUCCAAUAUUUGUCUGCUGUAAUGAAAGAAACUCUUCGCUUGCACCCAGUCCUGCCACUUUUGGUGCCCCAUAGCCCGAGCACAACUUGCAUCGUUGGGGGAUAUACAGUCCCACAAGGCGCUCGUGUUUUUGUGAAUGUAUGGGCUAUCCAUAGAGACUCUUCUGUAUGGGAAAACCCAUUGGAGUUUAAGCCUGAGAGGUUUUUGGACAACAAAGCUUGGGAUUACUACAGUGCUAAAAACUUUGACUACUUUCCAUUUGGUUCUGGGAGGAGGAAUUGUGCUGGGAUAGCCUCAGCUGAGAGGAUGUUCAUGUAUACACUUGCCUCAGUCAUUCACUCUUUUGACUGGAAACUUCCCCAAGGAGAGACAUUAGAGCUCUCUGAGAAGUUUGGGAUUGUGUUAAAGAAAAGAGUUCCUCUGGUUUUAAUCCCUACUCCAAGAUUGUCCCACUCAACACUCUACGAGUAAUUUAAGGUACAAGGCUAGCAAGAUUUAGGCAUUUGCAUUGUAUUAUGUGUACUACAACUAUACUUCUUGUCUUAAACGCACUUGUCCAUAUUGCAAUGUGAAUGCACUUGUCCCUUUGUAAAAUAGAAACCCCAUCAGUCCAUCACCCACUGCCUCAACCCCAUGUAUGAUGAUAUACAUUGGCAUGAGAAGAGAAAUAAAAAAAACCAACAACUUUCUGGUGUCUUUUAUAUAUAUCUAAAAA